GCAACCCAGCAAAAUUAGGGCACUUCCCAAAAACGUACUCAAAAGUCCACCGAAGCUCAAAAAACUUAAAAGAAAAUUCCGAAAUUUCGGAAAACGAAAAACGAAAUCUCGGAUUAGGAAUCCAUUUCCGUUCCCUGUUUUUCGGAUUUUAUCGAGCGAUGAAUGCGGAGGGAAUUACGGAGGGAGAGAAAGUGAAGAUGGAAGAGGGGAAAGAGGAGGUGGUGUUCAUGUGGGGAUAUCUUCCCGGAGCUCUGCCCCAGAGAUCGCCGCUUUUGUCGCCGACGAUCGUGCGGACGGCCGACGCCGAGUACGCGUGGAAGGAUGUAUGCGGUGGCGGCUGCGGCUUCGCCAUGGCCAUAUCUGAGCCUGGAAAGCUUAUUACAUGGGGCUCAACAGAUGAUCUAGGCCAAAGCUAUGUGACAUCUGGGAUGCACGGGGAAAACCCGGAGCCUUUUCCACUUCCGAAUGAAGCUUGUAUAGUACAGGCGGCCGCGGGUUGGGCCCAUUGUGUUGCAGUCACAGAUAAUGGAGGAGUUUACACAUGGGGAUGGAAAGAGUGUGUCCCAUCUGGGAAGGUCUUUGGGGAGCAAUCUAUGGGUCCAGACGGUGUAAAGGAUGCCUAUGAAAGGCAGAAUUCUUUUAUGACUGAGCAAGUUAGCCCUCGCUCUCAAGGCUCACGAUCCACUGCUGCAGCAGUUUCUGCUAGCGAAGAAAGUACAAAGCGAAGAAAAUUGUCGUCAGCAAAACAAGCGGCUGAAAGUUCAUCAUCUGGUGAUGAACCUCCGUCAGCAUUGCCAUGUCUUGUGGCAUUGAACCCGGGAGUUAGAAUAGCCAGUGUUGCCGCUGGAGGGCGCCAUAGUCUGGCAUUAUCAGAUAUAGGACAAGUGUGGGGAUGGGGCUAUGGAGGUGAAGGGCAGCUUGGUCUGGGCUCCCGCAUACGUAUGGUAUCCUCUCCUCAUCCUGUACCUUGCAUUGAGUCCUCUUAUGGAAAAGAUAGAUCUGCAGCACUGUCUCGAGGAACCAUGGGUUCAGACGGAUUUGGUGUUAGGGUUCCUGGAAAUUAUGUGAAGGGGAUUGCCUGUGGAGGGCGACAUAGUGUAGUAAUCACAGAUGCUGGAGCAGUACUUGCUUUUGGUUGGGGGCUGUAUGGACAGUGUGGGCAAGGAAGCACAGAUGACGAGUUAAGCCCGAUUUGUGUAUCUUCAUUACUGGGUAUCCGGAUAGAGGGUGUUGCGGCAGGACUGUGGCACACUGUCUGCAUUUCAGCGGAUGGCGAUGUUUAUACAUUUGGUGGGAAUCAGUUUGGACAGCUGGGAACCGGAGCUGAUCAAGCUGAGACGAUACCAAGACUUUUGGAUGCUCCAAUUCUGGAAAAUGAGAAUGCAAAGAUUGUUUCCUGCGGGGCGCGUCAUAGUGCCAUAAUCACGGAUGAUGGGAAAGUUUUCGGCUGGGGAUGGAACAAGUAUGGUCAGCUUGGCCUGGGUGAUGUGAUCGACCGCAACAUUCCGGCUCAAGUCACGAUCGACGGAUGUGUGCCGAAGACUGUGGCAUGCGGCUGGUGGCAUACCUUACUGCUUGCUGAACCUACUUGAGUUCUCCUAGUCCAAAGGCCACGGUACAAUUUUGUUAGAUAGCAGUGUUCAUUGAAGUUGGUAACUUAUUGGUUACAUGUACAUACACUAGUUUGGAAUGUAAUUGUAUGUACAUAUACAUAUGUAUUUAUGUAUGUAUAAUGUAUAUGCAUGUACCUCAUUCUUUCAUGGCGGACGUCUUCCAUGUCUGAUACGGUUAGGAUAUCGUAAUAUGUAUCAAAUUCGACGAUGUACAACUAAGGUUGUGUAUAAUUGGAAGUGGCUGUGAUGUAACCAAACGCCUGGAAAUGUUAUGUAAUUGUU
Molecule: messenger RNA, 1895 nt
Organism: Pyrus x bretschneideri (Chinese white pear)
Lineage: Eukaryota; Viridiplantae; Streptophyta; Magnoliopsida; Rosales; Rosaceae
Product: ultraviolet-B receptor UVR8-like
Exons: 11
Coding region: 159-1592 (477 amino acids)
Source: RefSeq, a predicted model, not a curated record